Messenger RNA from Photinus pyralis (common eastern firefly), 772 nucleotides. RefSeq names its product protein bric-a-brac 2-like. Gene Ontology annotation, molecular function: protein binding. The coding region runs from base 23 to 772 and encodes 249 amino acids. The record is from RefSeq and is a predicted model, not a curated record. NCBI's taxonomy places the organism in Eukaryota, Metazoa, Arthropoda, Insecta, Coleoptera, Lampyridae. Gene Ontology annotation, cellular component: nucleus. The transcript has a single exon. Gene Ontology annotation, biological process: regulation of transcription by RNA polymerase II.
UACAGUGAGGCCUGGCUUAGAAAUGGGAAGUGUGCACUAUUGCCUAAGGUGGAAUAAUCAUCAAAGCAAUCUCUUGGGGGUCUUCAGUCAACUGCUACGAGACGAAAGCCUUGUAGACGUGACACUGGCUUGUUCUGAAGGGCAUUCGAUACGUGCCCAUAAGGUUGUUCUCUCGGCGUGCUCAUCGUAUUUCCAGACCCUUUUCGUGGAUCAUCCUAGUCGUCAUCCAAUUGUGAUCCUCAAAGACGUUCGCUUCGCAGAAUUGCGCACACUUAUAGAAUUUAUGUACAAGGGGGAGGUAAACGUAGAGUACUGCCAACUUUCGGCGUUAUUAAAGACGGCGGAGAGCCUUAAAAUAAAAGGUCUCGCUGAAAUGACAAAUUUAGGUCCAUCUCGAGACUAUAAACAGGAUUCGCAAAAUGAACAAACUGAACCUACCGAAUUAGUUAAUAAGGAAUCUACGAACGAAGAGCCAGAGCGCGCCGAGACACCACCAAGAAUAUGCCGGACACCAGAACGACCUGCAUCGAGAGAACCACUGAGAUCGACCCCACCGACCCCCGAAGAUUGUGGAAGAAAUGAUAUGACGUUGCAUAGUACUAACAAUCUCGUUACCUGCUCAUCUGUUCCGGGAUCAACAAUAUGCAGUCGAAUAUCCUCUCCUCUCAAUUGUGAACCUGUGCCGGGCCCAUCAGGAUUACCGCCCGUUCAGCAAGUGCCUCUGGUAAGCAAUUUUAUGUUCAACGUAAUGAUGGAGCACGCAAUUUCUUAA